AUGACUACGCGUCCCAAGCCGUUAUUCUAUGGAACUGCAAAAUGCGUCGCUCUUUACAUGAAUCCCAACGUGCGACUUCAACUCUUCUUUCGCUGCCCAAUGUUUCAAACUGUUCACCGAAAUCAAACGCUUAGAAUCAGGGAUCUCAUCGUUCGGCCUGACAAAUUUGAAAUCGAUGGCACUAUCUACAAACUGGGAGUGAUUACCCAGUACACAAAUAAGCUGACGCCCACUUUUCUUUAUUUGAGAAACAAUGAAGGAGGAUUGCAAACGGAUGUUGAUGUCUAUGGUCUACCAAUUAACACGACCGGGAAUAUGCGGGAUGAUAAAGAAGAGAUAGAGAUUUUGCAGCGAGAAAUCAAGAGACUGGAGGAAAAUCAACGAAAGCUCGGAUUCUAUGACAAUUUUAUACAAAUCCUGUUUGAGAUAGAAGAGGCUCAGUCGAAAAUCGACGUGCUCCAAAUGCGAAUUUACAAAUCACCGUCGUCGUGUCGUAAUCAUCUGCGAUUGACUGUUAUAACAGGAGAAAAUUAUAAAAAGGAGCUUGUGGCUUACGAAAAACCAUUUAAACUCGCUAGGGAGUACCUUGAGAGACGGAUUUUUUGCAAUGGGUACAUCCAAGUGAGAAAUCUCCAAAUUGGUGAAGAUUUUAAGAAACACGAUUUACUUGACGGUAUCCCUCUAGAACCUCUCUUCCGGAAAGAUCCACAAGGAGAUCUAGUAAAACCAUUACUGUCAAUUCGAGAAGGAUGUUUAGAGGUUGAAAUGUUGAAAGUUACUAAAAAUUUGACUAAUGCAUUGACGAGUCUUCGAACAGUUCUCUCAGCUGCUGUGCCGCUAAAACAUUUGAGAACUGUGAACCAAUCGUUUCCUGAUGAUCCAAUCAUCAAAACUUCACAGCUUGUUUCGAUGGUUGGAAAAUUGCCGUUCUAUGUGCUCAGCAGAAGUCCGAACAAUCGAACUCAUAUUGACUCAUAUACGGAUUUUCCCAGUUUGAGUUUUACUGACGUAGUAAACGAAUGGAUGGAAUCGGAUAUGAGCGUUGGAACAUAUUACUCGAUGGGAAUUCACGCGGCUCCCUUUCUCGAGGGGCUGUUCAAUUUGUUUAGAAAACUCCCAGGGGCUGAGACCGCCGAGAACAAAGAAACCAGAUCGACCAGAUUCCCGGAAUGCGUCAUCAUCCCUAUGAAAAACAACACGGAGCUGAAUGUCUACUGCAAUGAGCCGAAUAAUGAAGAGAAGGAGUACUGUAGCACGGAGUUCAUUUUGAAAAUGAAAUGGCAGCCAAAAGGAUAUGCGAGAGUUGUUAAAUAA
Caenorhabditis remanei is the source of this 1314-nucleotide messenger RNA. RefSeq lists its product as uncharacterized. NCBI's taxonomy places the organism in Eukaryota, Metazoa, Nematoda, Chromadorea, Rhabditida, Rhabditidae. The record is from RefSeq and is a predicted model, not a curated record. Bases 1 to 1314 code for a protein of 437 amino acids. The transcript has 3 exons.